Microthlaspi erraticum is the source of this 816-nucleotide messenger RNA. NCBI's taxonomy places the organism in Eukaryota, Viridiplantae, Streptophyta, Magnoliopsida, Brassicales, Brassicaceae. The record is from the annotation of a GenBank genome assembly.
AUGACCGGAGCAUUGUUUAGAAACGCUGCGUCCGACGCCGCUCGGAUCUUACGGUCACACAGAACAGCGACGGCGAAUCCUUUCGGAAAGCUCGACCCUUUACCGAGAGGAGACAUCCGGCGAUUUCAGUCGAGGCCUUAUUUUCGCACGCCACAGUUUCUCGGGAAAGCAAAGGGAACCGGAGUCUCUCCUUAUUCAUUGAUCUCCGGUUUCUGCUCUUCGUCUACUUCUACGGCCUCUACCGCCUCUACGGCGUCGUUUGCGAAAGCGGGAUUCAUCGGAUGGUAUCUGGCUAUGGUGAAAUCGCGGCCGAUUUUGACUAAAUCCAUCACGUCGUCGCUUAUUUACAUCGCCGCUGAUUUAUCUUCACAGACAAUUCCGCAAGCUUCGGUGGAGUCUUAUGAUUUGGUAAGAACAGCAAGGAUGGCAGGAUAUGGGUUAUUGAUCUUAGGUCCUACACUUCACCACUGGUUCAAUCUCAUGUCGAGACUCUUCCCAAAGCGAGAUUUGAUCUCAACAUUUAAGAAAAUUGUCAUGGGACAAGCGGUCUUCGGGCCUUGCAUGAAUGUUGUUUUCUUCUCAUUGAAUGCAGCCUUACAGGGUGAAAAUGGUACAGAGAUAGUUGCUAGAUUGAAAAGGGACCUACUUCCCACGAUGCUUAAUGGUGCCAUGUAUUGGCCCAUUUGUGAUUUUAUUACAUUCAAGUUCUUCCCAGUUCAUUUACAGCCACUUGUGAGCAACUCGUUUUCGUAUCUAUGGACAAUCUACAUAACUUACAUGGCAGGCCGCGAGAAACCAGCUGACAUUGCAGGCUGA